AUGCUUAGUGAAGUGGAUUUGACACAGGUCAUUUUGGUUGAAAAUAAAAUAUGUAACCAAUUGCUCUUAAAAGACAUGCUUUUCACACAAAGUUUGAUUUUGGCACAGGGAUGUCCACAGUAUUGGCCUGAAGAAGGCAUGUUGCGGUAUGGUCCAAUCCAGGUGGAGUGCAUGUCCUGUUCAAUGGACUGUGAUGUAAUCAGCAGAAUCUUUAGGAUAUGUAAUCUGACACGGCCUCAAGAAGGAUAUCUCAUGGUGCAACAGUUUCAGUACUUGGGAUGGGCAGCUCACAGGGAAGUACCAAAUUCCAAAAGAUCUUUCCUGAAAUUAAUUCUGCAAGUUGAGAAAUGGCAAGAGGAGUGUGAUGAAGGAGAGGGACGCACUAUUAUUCACUGCCUGAAUGGUGGAGGAAGAAGUGGAGUGUUCUGUGCCAUUAGUAUUGUGUGUGAAAUGAUCAAGAGGCAAAAUGUGGUGGAUGUUUUCCAUGCAGUAAAAACCCUACGCAACAGCAAGCCAAAUAUGGUAGAGACUCCGGAACAAUACCGUUUCUGCUAUGAUGUUUCCUUGGAAUACCUUGAAUCGUCAUAG
Messenger RNA from Staurois parvus, 588 nucleotides. NCBI's taxonomy places the organism in Eukaryota, Metazoa, Chordata, Amphibia, Anura, Ranidae. The record is from the annotation of a GenBank genome assembly.